Messenger RNA from Telopea speciosissima, 1354 nucleotides. Its product is annotated as 2-methyl-6-phytyl-1,4-hydroquinone methyltransferase, chloroplastic-like. The record is from RefSeq and is a predicted model, not a curated record. Gene Ontology annotation, biological process: methylation. The transcript has 3 exons. Gene Ontology annotation, molecular function: 2-methyl-6-phytyl-1,4-benzoquinone methyltransferase activity. NCBI's taxonomy places the organism in Eukaryota, Viridiplantae, Streptophyta, Magnoliopsida, Proteales, Proteaceae. The coding region runs from base 115 to 1143 and encodes 342 amino acids.
UAUCUUGCCUUUGCAGGUAUCCUUCAAUUGUUCAAUCGUUGAAGUUCGAAAGACAGGGGAAAGGAAAAGAAUUCUCUGCUCAGUUUUUGUGGGUUUACUUCCUUCAAUCAAUUUAUGGCUUCUUCAAUGCUCAGCGGAAGUGAAAAGCUCACCUUUACCAGAGGUCUAACUCCAAAUCCAUAUGGGUUAAGCUUUCUAGGUUCUGAUUUUAAUGGGAAGUCUGUUCCCAAGGUUGGAUUGUUGUCUUAUGCUAGGAAUUCCAAAGCUCAAACCCUAGCACCCAAAUGCAGUUUAUCGUCGGCAAGGCCAGAUUCUCAGCCGAGGUUUAUACAACACAAAAAGGAGGCAUUUUGGUUCUACAGGUUCCUCUCUAUAAUCUAUGACCACGUCAUAAACCCUGGACACUGGACUGAGGACAUGAGGGAUGAAGCCCUUGAGCCUGCGGAUCUCUAUGACCGGAAUAUGAUAGUGUUGGAUGUUGGGGGUGGAACUGGGUUCACUACUUUGGGUAUUGUUAAGCAUGUAGAUGCUAAAAAUGUCACAAUUCUUGACCAAUCUCCUCACCAGCUUGCCAAGGCAAAGCAGAAGGAGCCCUUGAAGGACUGCAAAAUCAUUGAAGGUGAUGCUGAAGAUCUUCCCUUCCCCACGGAUUAUGCUGAUAGAUAUGUAUCUGCAGGAAGUAUCGAAUAUUGGCCAGACCCACAGCGUGGUAUCAGGGAAGCAUAUAGGGUCUUGAAACUUGGUGGAAAAGCCUGUGUUAUUGGCCCUGUGUAUCCAACAUAUUGGUUAUCUCGUUUUUUUGCGGAUGUGUGGAUGCUUUUCCCAAAGGAGGAAGAGUACAUUGAAUGGUUUAAAAAUGCUGGUUUUAAAGAUGUUCAACUGAAAAGAAUCGGACCAAAAUGGUACAGGGGAGUCCGUCGGCAUGGAUUGAUCAUGGGAUGCUCUGUAACAGGAGUGAAACCAGCAUCAGGAGACUCACCCCUACAGCUCGGCCCGAUGAAAGAAGAUGUAAAGGAGCCUGUCAAUCCUUUUGUGUUCUUUCUGCGUUUGAUUCUUGGUGCUUUGGCAGCAACAUACUAUGUUCUGGUACCUGUUUACAUGUGGCUCAAGGAUCAGAUUGUUCCCAAAGGUAGGCCAAUCUGAGAGAGAAUAUUUGUGAUCCCAUCAAGAACAGUUAAAUGUUCUAUUGUACUCUGCUUAAAUCCAUUACUUUUAAUAAUCAAUCAUAGAAUAGCAUGCAUUUCUUUUGUUAUACUGCACAAUGCCCUUGGGUGAUGGUUGGUAUUGCUUUUCUCAAACAAUGGCACUUAUAUCUCUCAUUUCUUUGGAUUAGAAUGAUCCUUUUUGCAAGAAA